This is a messenger RNA of Durusdinium trenchii, 212 nucleotides long. The record is from the annotation of a GenBank genome assembly. NCBI's taxonomy places the organism in Eukaryota, Dinophyceae, Suessiales, Symbiodiniaceae.
AUGAAGUAUCAGCUGGAGGUGCGUGCAGCCGGGGCCGAGACUUGUGGGAUCCAAGUUCAGAAGUUGGAAAGGUCCGGUGAGAAGGUGCAGAUCCUCGCGGCGGAGGGGCUGCGCAAUGCGGAUUGGCUGAGUUCGGGCUCCGAUCCCUACUGCCUUGUCACGGUAGGGUGCUCAGUUGGUCUCACGGUGCGUUGCAUGGUGGUCGUUGUGUG